Molecule: messenger RNA, 3706 nt
Organism: Salvelinus fontinalis (brook trout)
Lineage: Eukaryota; Metazoa; Chordata; Actinopteri; Salmoniformes; Salmonidae
Product: cyclin-dependent kinase 17-like
Exons: 16
Coding region: 315-1985 (556 amino acids)
Biological process (GO): protein phosphorylation
Cellular component (GO): nucleus; cytoplasm
Molecular function (GO): ATP binding; protein kinase activity
Source: RefSeq, a predicted model, not a curated record
CUGUCUGGAAAAAAUACGUUCGAUGACACGGCGGUGUUGGCACCGUCAGCAAGCAGUAGUCAGGCAGGCACACACCCCUCAACACCGAUCCAUCGUCAUCAUCGGUUUCUCACGCUGGUAUGUUCUCCAACCGAAAAGGGAACAGUUCACUCGCUACUGUCCCCCCCACAAAGGUUCUAACUUCGAAUCCUCGAUAGCCAUGGCGGGAGCGACAUCCUCGCGGAUUUAGGUGACAUUAUUGGAGAUAAUAAACUACUACAUCGAGACAACAAAGCAUUCCUCUUUUUACAUCGAGUGGAAAGACGGCAUCCGGCAUGAACAGAAGCUCCGGGGACGGGGACACCGGUCGGAACAACGCACAUCGUUUCUGGCCUCCCCUUCCCGAGAGCUCCAUGGAGAAGAUGAAGCGGUUUAGAAGGAGGCUGUCCCAGACUCUGAGAGGGAGUCAGACCAUCGAUGAGUCUCUGUCUGAGCUGGCUGAACAGAUUACUAUAGAGGAGAACGGCACCAAAGACAGCGAGCCCAUGGUGAGGAACGGUCAUGGUCGCCCCCCCUCAGCCCACAGUGUUAACUCCUUCCUGCACCAGUACACUGGUCCCUUUAAGAAGCCCCCGCUACGGAGACCUCAGAGUGUCAUAGGAGGAGGAGGAGGGCUAGGGUCUCUCAUGGCCAUGCCCCGCAACGGCAGCCGCCUCGACAUUGUCCAUGAGAACAUGAAGAUGAGUUCUGAUGGAGAGAGCGACCAGGCGUCAGGGACGAGCUCAGACGAGGUGCAGUCUCCCACAGGGGUGUGUCUAAGGAACAGGGGCAACCGGCGCAUUUCCGCAGAGGAUCUGAACAAGCGUCUGUCCCUGCCUGCCGACAUCCGUAUCCCAGACGGUUACCUGGAGAAACUACAGCUGACGAGCCCCUCCUUUGACCAGCCCCUCAGCCGCCGCUCCCGAAGAGCAUCACUGUCAGAAAUUGGAUUCGGCAAGCUGGAGACCUACAUCAAACUGGACAAAUUAGGAGAGGGGACGUAUGCCACAGUGUUUAAAGGACGGAGUAAACUGACAGACAACCUGGUGGCUCUGAAGGAGAUCAGACUGGAGCACGAGGAGGGAGCACCUUGCACUGCAAUCAGAGAGGUGUCCUUACUGAAGGACCUGAAGCACGCCAACAUAGUGACCCUGCACGACAUCAUCCACACAGACAAGUCCCUGACGCUCGUCUUCGAGUACCUGGACAAGGACCUGAAGCAGUACAUGGACGACUGUGGGAACAUCCUGAGCAUGCAGAACGUCAAGAUAUUCUUGUUCCAGAUCUUGCGAGGGCUGGCGUACUGUCACAAGCGGAAGGUUCUUCACAGAGAUCUGAAGCCUCAGAACCUGCUCAUCAACGACCGAGGAGAACUCAAACUGGCCGACUUCGGUCUGGCCCGGGCCAAGUCAGUCCCCACUAAGACAUAUUCCAACGAGGUGGUGACGCUCUGGUACCGGCCUCCUGACGUUCUACUGGGCUCCUCAGAGUACUCCACACAGAUAGACAUGUGGGGUGUGGGGUGUAUCUUCUACGAGAUGUCUGCCGGGAGGCCUCUGUUCCCUGGUUCUACUGUGGAGGAUGAACUGCAUCUCAUCUUUAGACUGCUGGGCACACCCACAGAGGACAGCUGGCCUGGGAUCUCUUCCAUGGACGAGUUCAAGUCCUACAAGUUCCCCAAGUACAAGACACAGCCCCUUAUCAACCAUGCACCCAGGUUGGACACUGAUGGCAUCGACCUCCUGCUUUCAGUUCUAAAAUACGAGUCCAAGAAGCGGAUGUCUGCAGACGAGUCAAUGAGACAGCCCUACUUCAAGAGCCUGGGGACGCACGCAUACACACUGCCAGAGAGCAUAUCCCUAUUUACGCUGAAGGAGGUCCAACUGCAGAGAGAUCCUGGCUAUAGGAACUCUAACUAUCCCGAGUCAGGCAACGGCAGGAACAGAAGGCAGAGCAUGCUCUUCUAGGUUCCUGUUCAACAGCUAACUGUAUAGUCAUACAGUCAGAGAUAGUUCAGUCCCAGAGAUGGAUGUCUACAAGGGCCAGGGGGGUAGGAUAACCCCCCAUCCCUCCUCCCUCUACGUGCCCCCCCCCCUCCAUCUGCCAGGGUCCCCUAUCUACAGUACGGUUUGGCCCCUGGGGUUCUGGCCCAGUGAAACUGGCCCAAUAAAAGAGACAUUUAUACAUUUAUAUUUAUUGGGGAAGAGAGAAUUUGCUGCUAAAAAUCCAACUACUGUCUAGAAGAUUCUAACUGGCUCAGUCACUUUAAAAAACAAAACAUGCAAUGUGUAUAGAUUUUUCAUUAUUUUGAAGUGGUGUUUUAUUCUUUUUGUGGUUUUGUCAUUUAUUCCUAUUAUUUCCACCUCAAAACUCCUCUAAGUGUGUGUGUAAGACAGACAGACAGACCCCGACCGACCCUGACCCGACCGACAUCUUCGCUGUUGCAGUCUGACGUUUUGGAUGUUCUCUUAUCUGUUGACGUGCAUGGUGAUGUAUUCAAACAUCAUCCAUAUUUCUGGACCUUUCAUUUCACAAGAUACUGUUGAGGCCAGUUCAGCCCUGGCCAUAUCCACCUGCGGUCAACCUGAAAUACGGUACCUCCAUUUGGAUAGCAGAUAUGGGAGCAGUGAUUGGCUUGGUGAAAACAGGUUCACAUCGUUGUUAGUGGGUAUAAACAAUGUAGAACUGGAGCUUCCACCGUACUGUGUUUUUAAAAUUGCAGUAAAUACAUCAAUAUGACCUGACAAUCUAACACCCUGCACAACGUGACGACAGUGUACAGUAGGCGACCUGCAUCGCGUAUUUUACCACAACAUGAUGACAACUCUUCUCUCUCUUGCACCAAACUUCCUGUGUCUGUCAUGAAGGGUGUGUGAGCGGAGCUGAAAUCCCACUCUACUGUCCAUCCACUGUCAUCCAUCCAUCCAUCCAUCCAUCCAUCCAUUCAUCCAUCCAUCCAUCCAUCCAUCCAUCCAUCCAUCCAUCCAUUCAUUCAUUCCGACCCUCCUUCAUCCAUCUGUAAAAUGGUUUCCUUAUUUUGGAUUGCUUUCAUCGUAAUUGUGUUGCAUGCAUGCUCUGUACGGGGAAAAGAAGUACACACACAGUCACCGAACUUCUCGGUUGCUUCCGAAGUAGCAUCCUACUCCUUGUAUAGUGCACUUCUUUUGACCAGAGCCUAUGGGCUUCUAGUCAAAGGUAGUUGAGUAUAGGGUGCUAUUUCGGAUGGACCCUUCCAAUUAUAUUCAGGGUGCUCUUAGUACUAGUCCACGGCCCAUAUUUAUGAAGCAUUUCAAGAGUAGGAGGGCUGAUCUCGGAUCAGUUAUACCUUUUAUGAUCAGAAUGAAUAAGACUCUGGGCACUCGGCUCUGCGCGCUCCAGCGGCUCGGAGAAGAGACUAUGAGUAACAUUACAUGGACUGGGAGGACCUGGUCCUAGAUCAGCACUCCUACCCGGAGACGCUUUAUGAAUACAGGCCUAGUUUUUCCCCUAGGUGAAUACAGUACUGAGUUUGCAUAUGGUCUACUUAACAGUGUUACCUGUUACGUUUUUAUGAUACUAUUACAUAAAGUUUAUUUGUGGAUCAUUGUUAUUAUUGGUGUGGCAUGUUGUUGGGAUGCCCGCCUUUUUUUUAUUUGAGCUUGAGUUUUUCUCUCCAGAGAAAAUACAAUUAAACUGAAGAUGAAAAAUA